GGAGAGGAAGAAGAAGAAGGUGGAGAGAGAGAGAGAGAGGAUGGGCAUACUGAAGAGCUGCUUCUUGUUCAUGAUGGGAACGGCUUAUGGCGUAUACGUUGCGCAGAAUUACAACGUUCCUGAUAUUAGGAAGCUCACAAACACUGGUGUCGUCAUCGCCAAGCACAUCGAGGAGAAUUAUCGCAAACCCAAGAAGGACGAUGUUAUUUGAUCGAGUUUUCCUAUUUUCUUUCUAAAAUUAACCCGUAUUGAUCUCGAUUUUAUUGUUAUGAUAGCUAAUUUAGGGAUUAUUAUUGGUUUGAUUUGGAGAUUGAACAAUAUGGAUCGUGGUCACUGAUCCGACCUUUAUAUACAGCGAGAAAACUUGGAAAUUUUUGGUUUUUUUAUGUUAUUUUUUUUUUACUGUGAUAAUCCUGCGGAUCAUGGAAUUAAUUGACUUCCUUAUCAUUCUGUUCAGCGCUGAAUCUGUCUAUGUACGCUUGUGAAUUUUUCCUCGUCGA
This is a messenger RNA of Eutrema salsugineum, 500 nucleotides long. RefSeq lists its product as uncharacterized. The record is from RefSeq and is a predicted model, not a curated record. The coding region runs from base 41 to 211 and encodes 56 amino acids. Lineage: Eukaryota; Viridiplantae; Streptophyta; Magnoliopsida; Brassicales; Brassicaceae. The transcript has a single exon.